UUAGGACAAGCAAAAGUCAGGGACUGGGGAGAAGCAACUAGAUGCAGAAAGAUGAGGUGGUGCAAAUUCUCAGAAACCAGUGCGGAUGAAUCACAGUGUGUGCACUGUGGCUCCCUAGGCUCAUCCAGGUUUCCACAGCGUAUGUUAUGGGGCAGCCUCACUGUCACUUUGCUCAUCGUUAUCAUUGCCCUAAUUGCUCUCAUCAUCACUGGGAAGUUUACACUCCAUCCAGACAUGCAGUCUUCAUUGCAGGUUGUCCGUAUCAUAGCUCCUGACCACCCUGCUGCUCUGAUCAAUCAGUCUGCAUUAGUAGACAAGCACAACAGUGUAGUGACGUACUCGGUGACCUCGCACACAAAUCACACAUCUACAGUGCUCUUUGACAUUAAACAUGGGUUAGUAUGCUACAAGCCUGACAACCAGGACAGCUGCUUCCUUCGCCAAAUGGAGAUGACUGAUUAUGACAACAUGCAUGUUCUGUUGAAUGAGUCCAAAAAACAGGUGAAUCAGAUCUGGCUUGUGGGAAACGAGACUCAGAGGCACACAGAGUUUUUAGGUGUAUUGUCAGGCCAUCGUGUGAAUACAUCAAUUCUAGAGCAACCGCUGCAGGCCCUUUGUCAGCACAGACCUGUGUACUGGACCAGAAGAACUGGUGGUCCCAAAGAACGACUAAUUUACUUCUGCAUUGACAUCUGCUUCCCAAACAACAUUUGUGUGUCUGUGUGUUUCUACUACCUGCCAGAAUGAGCUUGAAUCCAGAGUAUGUAAGCACACAAGCACAUAAGUUAUGGAGGCACAUUCAUGUUACUAUCAAUGAGGCAAAACUGAGGGAAAGACACACACACACACCUCUGACAAGGCAAACAGACAUCAGUCAUGUUAUCCACUAUGUCCCUAUCCUUUUUAAAAAAAAAUAGUUUUUAAUUCAGAGACUUGCUGCUGCUUAUAUUUGUGUAACCUGAUACAGAUGAGUAACUGAAAGCACUGUUGCGCUAAUAAAGUGUCAUGAUUUUGAGUGAGUCUUUUAUUCCGGAGCACAUACAUGUUGUAUGACUGCAAUAGGACAUUUUAAUCACAGAUUUAACUUGGUGGUACACUAAAAGGGACAGGUCAAUACUGCUAACCAGUGUUUAAUAUGAUAUCACUGGCAGAGAUUACAGUGACCAGUCUAUUAAUUCAGAGUUUUACUAACACAGAUUGUAUUUACAAACAUGUUGAUACAGUAUGUACAUAUGCAGGACCUAGAAAUACUUGUAAGGA
Molecule: messenger RNA, 1260 nt
Organism: Clarias gariepinus (North African catfish)
Lineage: Eukaryota; Metazoa; Chordata; Actinopteri; Siluriformes; Clariidae
Gene: bricd5
Product: BRICHOS domain containing 5
Exons: 6
Coding region: 52-747 (231 amino acids)
Biological process (GO): regulation of cell population proliferation
Source: RefSeq, a predicted model, not a curated record